This is a messenger RNA of Notodromas monacha, 1472 nucleotides long. The record is from the annotation of a GenBank genome assembly. Lineage: Eukaryota; Metazoa; Arthropoda; Ostracoda; Podocopida; Cyprididae.
CAUUAUUUAUGCGAAGAUCUCAUCACAGCAGCAGCAGCAGGCGCCUCGGAAGACACGACCACAUGCGCCCGCCAGAGGGCAACCGCCGCCAUCACAGCCGCCCCGGCCACACACGCAAAAAACCCAUUCCAUUCCCACACAGACAUGACUAAAGCCAUCACCGGCGCCUCGGCCACGGCUCCCAAGAACCCCACACCAUUCACGAACCCAACGGCGCCCACGUCAGCCGCCACGGCGCCACUCAGCACAGCGUCCACGCCGGAAUUCAACACGCCAAACGCCGCCACCAAGACCGCCACCACCAGUGGAUCUCCUCCGGGUGCUGCUCCUGCAGCUGCAGCAGCCAGCAAAGAAAUGGCGCCUCCUGCAGCCAAAGAGCAGAGUGAGCAGGUGCGGAGAGCAGAGUCGCCCGUGUUGCCCAGGAGCCAGGCACCGACGGCGCCGCCGGCCUCCACGGUGGCGGAAAGGGCGCCUGCUGUUUCCGCGUCCAGGCCCAGCGUGAUGACAGCAAGGAAAGUUGACAUGUUCAAAUUGGUCAUUUUGAGUCUGGCGUUUUGCCUCUGCCUCUCCCAAGCCAACUACAUCCAAAGGAACCCCAAUGACCCAUCGUCAUACAACUUCCGGUAUCAAGUGCGCGACAACAUCGGAAACAACUACGGGCACCAGGAACAGCGUCAAGGAGACAAUACCCAGGGGGAAUACAGGGUGCUCUUGCCCGACGGCCGGGUGCAAAUAGUCUCCUACAGGGUGUCCGGCGACUCCGGGUUCGUGGCCAAUGUCGAGUACGAAGGCGAAGCCCGUCAGCAGUUCCAGUCCCAGGGAUUCCAGGGCCAAAAGUUCCAGAAAAACUACAACCACUACUAGUGGCGUCAUCUAUCCAAACAUGCAAUUAGUAUAUCAUUCAAAAUGAGAUUUUCGGAUUCGACAUACUAACAAUCGACGAAGAUAGAGGGCCUUUUUUUUCUUCUUCUUCUUCUUGGAUUUACGAUUUUUGUAUGAUGAAUUUAUUCUGGAUGGGUUAGAUGAAAAUUUGCCGUUCAGACGUCACUAACGUACCGAGUACAUUAUUCUUGGGGGGGUCUGGUACGUCAACAUUUAAUACUAACGGCGGAAAAUACUGCAGUAAUCAAAUCAAUAUUUUUUUUCAUGUGCACCGAAUUUCUACCGCUUUCGUCACCAAUCUUGCAAAAAAAAAAAAAGAAAUCAAACCAAACAGAUGCCAAUUUGAAUUGGCGAGAAACUUCAGAUCAAAAUUCAACUGCUUGAGAACCAUUUCCUUUGGUUCAAAUCUGCAAAAUUUGAGAAAACAAAAUCCCAGUGCGCAGAUAUUUCUUCAAUUGUACAGGUUUCCAAGCUUGAAUUUGUUUACUUUGCAAUUCCGUUUUCCGCGAGAGUUACUAGAAUAAUUUUUGCUAAUAUUGCCUUGUACAAUGCGAAAAGUAUGUGAAUAAAAUUCGUCAAACGACUUGAAA